Molecule: messenger RNA, 1427 nt
Organism: Clunio marinus
Lineage: Eukaryota; Metazoa; Arthropoda; Insecta; Diptera; Chironomidae
Source: the annotation of a GenBank genome assembly
GUUUCGGGUGAAGACUGUAUAAGUCGAACGAUUAUCGACACACCCUUAGUCAUAACAUUUUAAAUUAAUCAUUCCAAUAUGAAAUAUCUCAUUUUAAGUUGUAUUUUGUUUAGUGUUUUGCUUUUUAAAAGCUGCAAUGGGCAACGAACGCCAUCCAUUAGUUACAUAUCACAAGAACAAAUCAAAGACAUUGGUGGAACUGUUGAAUUAGACUGCAGUGUUCAAUAUGCCAGGGAGUACACCGUUGUGUGGAUUAAAACUGGAAGAAGUCAUUCAGAUUAUGUCUUCUUAUCAACUGGAUCAUCAUUAGUGAUCAAGGAUUCGCGCUUUGCACUCCGUUUUGAUGGAGCAUCUUCGACUUACACACUUCAAAUUAAAGACAUCCAGGAGACGGAUGCUGGAGUUUAUCAAUGCGAAGUUGUCUUAUCUGUUAAUAACAAGAUCACUGCAGAGGUUGAAUUAUCUGUUCGCCGUCCGCCAAUUAUCUCAGAUAACUCUACCCAAUCACUUGUAGCUUCAGAAGGUCAAUCAGUUGUUAUGGAAUGUUAUGCAUCGGGAUAUCCAACGCCUACAAUUAUUUGGAGACGUGAAAAUAAUGCUUUAUUACCAACAGGUGGAAGCACAUACAAUGGAAACGUCAUGAAGAUCACGUCAGUACGUAAAGAAGAUCGUGGAACAUAUUAUUGCGUAGCUGAUAAUGGAGUAAGCAGAGGUGAUCGAAGAAAUAUCAAUUUGGAAGUUGAAUUUUCGCCUGUCAUCACAGCCCCACGUCCACGACUUGGUCAAGCUCUCCAAUAUGACAUGGAUUUGGAAUGUCAUAUUGAAGCUUACCCGCCACCAGCAAUCAUCUGGGUUAAAGACGACAUAAUUCUGUCAAACAACCAACAUUACAGCAUUUCCCAUUUCGCAACUGCUGACGAGUUCACUGAUUCCACACUUCGUGUCAUUACAAUUGAAAAACGUCAGUAUGGAGAUUAUAAAUGCAAAGCUGUUAAUAAGCUUGGGCAAGACGAAGCAAAGAUUCAUCUCUUCGAGACGGUUAUUCCAGUUUGUCCCCCAGCUUGUGGUCAAGCUCAUUACAGCUCAGGAAAAUCAUUAAAUGGAUCAUCAAUCACAGCAUCAUCUCUUGCAAUUUUAAUUGCGCUCGUCUAUGCAUUCUUUAAAAAGUAAUUUCUACUUUGACAAUUUUUUCUAAGAAAACUUUUCCGUCCCUUUUUGUCUGAAACAUUCCGAUAAUUAUAAUUAUAGAUCUGUCUUAUCUAAGUAAUCUCGAAAGUGUCUUACACAGAAAUUUUAAUUGUUCAAACCGCCUUAAUUAUAAGCCUUAAAUUAGACGUAAUUUUUCUCUGUGAAAUGAUUGAAAUUAUAUUAUCAAAUAUUUUGACAAAUGUAACGAAAUAUGACAAAAUAAAUUUUUUAAACACAAA